This is a messenger RNA of Xenia sp. Carnegie-2017, 1596 nucleotides long. RefSeq names its product out at first protein-like. The transcript has 4 exons. Bases 95 to 925 code for a protein of 276 amino acids. NCBI's taxonomy places the organism in Eukaryota, Metazoa, Cnidaria, Anthozoa, Malacalcyonacea, Xeniidae. The record is from RefSeq and is a predicted model, not a curated record.
AAUAAAGUAAAGUGGAAGCAUAAACAUGGCGUACACAAGUCAGAAAAGUUCCUAUCAUGCACAAGCAAGAAUUUCAUACUUAUAAAAUAAUCAAAUGCCACUUAAAAUGAGAUUUUUCAACGUUGCGUAUUUCUUUGCAGCAGUUAUAAAUAUCCCAUUUGGCAAUUUCGAACUUGUAGUUAAUGUGAAAACAAAAAGUGGCAAGUUUAUUCAGCAGCAUUUGAUGGCAGACCCUGGGAAGGACAUUGUUAUUAUUGAGUAUAAAAUGCCAAAAGGAACUAAAACAGUUACUUUGUUUGAUUUUACUAAGCAUUUGCAGGUUAUCAAAACAUCAUUUUUUGGUGAAAUGGAAAGAGGUGAAAAGCCUAUUCACACCAUUUGUUGUGUAUUGAAGUUUUUCUCUAGUGACUUCAUAUCUUCCGAUGCCAUGUCAAAAUUAAGACAGAAAAAUCCUGUUGCAAUACGCAUUCCUGAAGAGGAGUUAGAAAAUGACUUUCUUAUCAUGGGAAAAGAGAUCCCAUGGGAAAAAUCAGGAGUUUUUAGUGGCCAUGUUCAUCAGUUGUGUGAUGAUGCUGAUAGAAUAUAUACUAGUGAGAGCAAUAUUGAAGAAAUUUCCCAAGGUGACAAGAAUGUUUUUCAAACACUUUUAUCCUCAACAAUUAACAUCAACAGCAACAGCAACAGUUCUGACAUUAAAAGUUGCAAUGUAUCGAUUGACAAAUCUGCCACGUGUAUUUGCCAUUACGAGUCGUGCCUUAGUUGGUAUCCAUGUGCAUUGAAAUAUUGUGAUGACAUUGGUCAUGGAGGUGAAAAGGUAUCUUAUCGUUGUGGUAUAAAGACUUGCGGUAAAUGCAGACUAUUUCAGUAUUACGUUAACAACCAUGAGGAUUGUUUUUGGGAGACGCCUUUUAAACAUGGGACAUAAUUUAGGAGAGGUGAUGACCACCAUUGAGCUACAUUCAAUAUGUUUGACGCAAUGCUUUAGCGGAUAGCAGCUGGUCGAAGUAAUCUAAUGCAUCGGGAAGCAAUGUUUUCAUAACGGUGUUGAUAUCGAUAAAGAUUGAUCGUUGCAAUUAUGGGCAGCUAACUAGCUUUAAGAACAUAAUUUUUGUGACUCUAAGAUCUGUUAGAAUUAUGUAAAUCAUGCCGUCGCCAAUAAUAACUGUUUUAAAUUUUAUUGUUUCGGUAAAACAUCUAGCCCCAAUUGACGUUAUUAGUUCACCUGUAUGAAGCUCUUUAAGAUGCAUAGGACCUUGUGCAGACAACGUAAUCACUUUGUACUAGCGACGUAUUCAUAGGUACAACACGCUUCGUGGUGGACCGAUGAUCGAUUAUAAUCGAUGACUGAUCAAAAAUUUCAGACAACGUGACAAUCUAUGGUUCUUUGUGUACAGGAUGGCGUUCUUUGUGUACAGGACAUUGGAAUGUAUCUGCUUGCAAUAAAUGCAUGUGUAAAUUUUAAUUCUAUACAUAGCUAUACAGAUUUUUUUCAUAAUCACCUAGAUUCGUACACGUAGUCUGAUAUACUUUUGAUGCAUUUCAAUAACAUAUAGUUAAUAUUGAACACGUAUUUUAAUAAAUCGGGGGCGAAGUUGA